This is a messenger RNA of Kalmanozyma brasiliensis GHG001, 4035 nucleotides long. RefSeq names its product Protein of unknown function DUF3337. Bases 1 to 4035 code for a protein of 1344 amino acids. NCBI's taxonomy places the organism in Eukaryota, Fungi, Basidiomycota, Ustilaginomycetes, Ustilaginales. Gene Ontology annotation, biological process: protein deubiquitination; double-strand break repair via homologous recombination. Gene Ontology annotation, molecular function: ubiquitin binding. The transcript has a single exon. The record is from RefSeq and is a predicted model, not a curated record.
AUGGACGCCGAAGCUAGACCCACCACCAAGAGGAUAUCCUACGUUCUUCCUCCCUGCCGAUCCCCACCGACUACAUUUGGUCUUCCUCCAUUGGGCGCCGAUCGUCGCUACAACACGGGUCCUCUGCUGAUCCCACCAUCUCGCCCUUACAACGGUAAUGGAGCCUCGUCGUCAUCCAUAUCAUCAUCAGAGUCGAGUAGAUCGACACAGUCGAACGCUACCUCUGCCUCUCAUCCGCAACACGCUCUAGCCGUCUCCUCCCUCGCCAUAGACGCCACAACAUGCAUCGCCAGCUCCAGUGACGACGGAACAGAUCUCGACAUCGAUGCCCAUCAUGACAGCGAAUCAGGUCGCUUUGCUGACAAAAGCGAGCCUAUGCCUGCAGGCAUUCUUUACACUGGUGGUCGUGAUGGUCUCGUCGGUGCGUGGGAGCUCGGCCUGCCCAUGCGCAAGAGGACGGCGCAGCGCAUCCAGGCUCACGACAGCAUGGCCGAUUAUCACCAAGAUGAAUCCAUCGGCUUGCUUGCCGAUACUUCUGCCUUGCCUGCUGGCACUGACAUCGACGCACUCACCUACUGGCAGGCCGAUCCACUCAAGGCUCAUCGCGCCAAGUCAACUCGAUUCCGGCAGUGCGUUCAAUCGCACACGGACUGGAUCAACGACAUCAUCCUCUGCAACCAGAACCAGACCCUCAUCUCGGCCUCGUCCGAUCGUACUGUCAAGGUGUGGAAUCCGCACGACCCUCAGCACAGCCUCAGUCCGCACGUCCUUGGCACCCACAAGGACUACGUCAAGGCGCUAGCCCAUGCCUCCGAUUCUGGAUACGUAGCUAGCGGUGGCUUUGACAAGUGCAUCAAGCUGUGGGACAUCCGCGAAGCAAGGGCCGCGCCGAUGUUGGAGCUCGAUGACAAGGCUGUGAAGACGUCCGUCUACGCACUCAGCGUCAAUCCGAGUGGAUCCGUCAUCGCUGCUGGCUCACCCGAACAGCACGUCAAGGUGUGGGAUCCUCGCAGCGGCAAGAAAUGUGCAGAGCUGGUCGGACACACCGACAACGUCCGCACUGUCCUCGUCAGCGAAGAUGGCCGCUUCCUCUUGUCAGGCUCCGCCGAUUCCACUGUGCGUCUCUGGUCACUGGGCGAACAGAGAUGCUUGCACACUUUCACGCACCACGAUGACUCGGUGUGGUCGCUCUUCUCGGACCAUCCCACUUUGGACGUCUUCUACUCGGGCGACCGUCAAGGCUACGUGUGCAAGGUCGAUUGGGAGCGAUGCGCCGAGGUGUCCGAGGGCGAAUGUGUCGUUCUCUGCCAGGAGCGAGACCCUACAUUCGACGAUGGCCGGCCGGACGAGAAUCACGAACUGUCCAACCAUCAUCACCCAGACUUGCAUAGGCGCGAUGCCAAGUCCGGCAUCCAAAAGAUUGUGGCACUCGACGACACGUACUUCUGGACCGCGACAGGGCAGACGAGCGUCAACCGAUGGAGGGACGUGCCGCGUCGCUCAGAGAGGGAAGCCAUCUAUCCCAUCGGCGGUCUGCAUUCUCGGGUGCGGGAUCCUUACCGACGCACUUCCUUCGGUAGCCCAAGCUUGAACCGAAACAGCAUCGACACGGGUCGUUUCCCCGACUCCGAGCACGCUCACCAACCCUCGGUCACAUUUGCAGAGCCGUCCGUGGCAGAGCUGCGAAGGGACUCGUCCGCUAUCAACGGUGCGGACGCUGCGACCGCCUCAGCGCUCUCAGCACUGCAGACCGGCAUGGGUCUCCCACCGGCAGACAUUCCGCUCGCCGCCACGUUGCAUGGCAUUCCCUUCGACAGUCUCGUCAGUCUAGCCCCCGUCAGCGAUCCGUACGGCGACAAAAUUGGACUCGGCAGCGUAAGCGUGCGUGACCCUCGCAGCAACGCUGAUGAUUCCAUGUUUAGCGGCGCACCUCUUCGUUCCAUUGCCAGCAGGAUGUCGAUGGACCAGUCCAGUAUCAUGAUACCGAGCUCAGCAAUGCGGUCCCCGGUCAUCCCGGCCAUCAAUCCUCAGCUGGCGCAGGUCCAGGCCAUGAACACGCCUCAUCGCCCAGCCAGCACGCGCUCUGGCAGUCUCCGCUUUGCGCCCACCGAUCAGAUGUACGAGCCGGAAGGCUUGGGCAAAUCGUGGGACAGUGGAUCCGACAUGGAUGCGUCGCCGACUACCAAGCAGAUGGCCAAUAUGCGUCUGGACAGCUCUAAGCAAGACGCAGACGACGUCGAUGACCGAGCGUACCAAGCUCGCCUGGCUUUCGAAGAUCGAGAGCUGGCGCCGGACGCAACGCCAUUGCGCCUGAGGCCGGACGCCGUCAUCCGGGGCUCGCACGGCCUCAUCCGCUCAUCGAUGCUCAACGACCGUCGCCACGUGAUCACGAUCGACAGCACGGGCGCCGUGAUGUUGUGGGACAUUAUCAGGGGCGUUUGCCUCGGCGAAUUCGAUCGCGCCGACGUAGAAAAAGCAGCGCUCGAGUCAAAUUUGAUUCCAUACACAUUCAUGCGCAAAUGGCGGCCGGAGCAGACGCCGGGCGACACGCUCGAGGUGGUCAAGGAGCGGAUCGAAGGACAGGGUGUCACACCACUGUGGUGCUCUGCAGAGACGCGAGGCGGUGCUUUGACGGUUCACAUCGAAGAGCCGCGCUGCUUCGAGGCAGAGUUCUACAUUGACGAGUUUGCGGAUUGUGUCGACGCAGGCAACUUCAAGGAGGACCAACGUGGGCAGGUGGCUCGUUGGCUUUUGCGCAACCUCUUUGCUGGGUUUGUGGAGGCAGAGAGCAAGCUGCGACAGGUCGAAGUGGACGACGACGGCACACCGCUGCCACCAGAGACGCCCGCAUGGGACAAGAUCGUGCGCGCUCAGAGAAGCGGGCCCUUCACACCGGGAAUGACGAUGGGACUCGCAACUCCCGCCAAGACUCCGGCUCUGACGUCGAACACAUCGAACGCGCUCUACCUGGGACUCGCGCAGAAGAACGCCCCUGGCUCAGGCGAUCGCACUGCGCUACCCACGACGACGACCAUGACAGGCAGUCAGAGCGGUGGUGGUGGCGACUACUUCUCCGCCAAAGGCACCAUGCCUGCCCAAGGCGCGGAUAAAAUGCCGCCCACCCCUGGUGUCCGUAUUCGCGAAGCCUCUGCCAAUGGCACCGACGAGAUCAAUGGCAACGUCGCCAACCCCAAUACCGGCAGUGGCUUCAUGAACAAGUUCCGCUUUGGCAAGAACAAGGACAGGACGGACGCACCGAUCGACUCGCUCGAUAAAGCACGCGAUGCAGCCGCCGCCGCCACGCCGACCGACGAGACACGCAAGGUUUUGACGCACAGUCAGAUGCUGGAUGAGCUGUUCAGCAAGCCACUUGCGCCUGCGUCGCUGGACGAGAUGCCGCGCCUGCCUUUGCCAGCGGAUACAGCGGUGAUCGUUUCGCAGUCGUCGGCCGACGCCGGGUCGUGGGAGGCCGUCUACCGUGGUCUCGUCAGCUGUACGGGUGACGAUACCGAGGUGCUUGAACACGCCGCGCCGCUGUGGCUCCUCGACUGUCUGUUGAACAACCACGUCAAUGCGCGCGAACCGGUCAAGCUCAGCUUCACCUUGGCGCCGUGGAAGCCCGCCGACAGUCGCGCCGACGGCUUCGGUGGGUACGACCUGACGACGCCCCAACCCAUGCCCGAGCUCCCCACUGGCAACGCACGCUUGACGGCCACGCGCUGUCUGCGCGUCAAAAAAGCCUGCCUGUACGUCGCGGAGAAGCUCGAACUGGCAGCACCCAGGUCCCGAGCGGUAAGCAUCAACGCCAGUCGGCGAAACAGCGUCGAGGCCAUCGCAAAACCCGGUGCAUUGAGCAUGACCAAGGCCAACACUUCUCAGGACGAAGGAGAAACACUGGCGCCGCACGAGAUGAUCGAGAUUCUGUGCAACGAUGUGGUCUUACCCGUAGACGUGACGUUGGCCCAGUGCCAGAGGUUCUUCUGGAGGACAGGAGGGGAUAUUCGGUUGGAGUACCGGAUGAAGAUGCCUUUGUAG